AUGACUUUGGUGGUCCCGGUCGUGGCGACGGUCCUCCCGGCGGGUGUGGCGUUGGUGUUCGAGCUUGCGGCGGAGGUCGGCGGAGUCCUCUUGAUUGAGGCGCCGCUUCUCAUCCCUGAGCUCUUAGCGUUGCCGAUCCAGUCGGCGAAUCUCAUCGUCGAUGCAGCUCUGAAUCGCAAACCACCACGGCCUCCGCCGCCGCCAUCUCCACCACCGCCACCACCACGGCCUCCGCCGCCCUCAUCUCCGCCACCACCAAGGCCUCCGCCGCGGCGGUCCCCCCAUUCGGUGACCAUCGCGCGCACAACUAUCCUUCCCACCGUUCGGCUCCUACUGCGCGGGCGCAUGGUUUCCUCGGCCUCCACGGCGUCUCUCCUCCUCCCCCUCCCCUCCUGCUCCUCCUCCGAGGAAUCCGACGACGGAAAGCCCCUCCCGCCUCUGACUGCGCAGGAAGCGAGCUCCCCGCCUCCGUCGCAGCUGAAGCGGCGGCGGCGGCUGGAGCGCGACUACAACGUGGCCAUGAAAGCACUGGCGCUCUCGGGCGACGUGGACGAGGUGCUCGCCGUCUUCGCUGAGCUCAGGCGGUCCCUUGCCGACGCUGGUGAUGGCGGCGCGGCGCCGAACGUGCUCUGCUAUAACACGUUAGUCAACGCGCUCGCGGAGGCCGGGCGCACGGAAGAGGCCCUCAGGGCGCUCGACGAAAUGCUCGCGUCGGGUGUAGCGCCCAACGCGUCAUCACACAACAUCCUGAUCAAGAUGCACGCAAGACGGUCGGAGUUCGACCUUGCUUGGGAGCUUAUCCACAAGAGUGAGAUGGAGCCGGACGCUGCUACGUACUCGACGCUCAUAGCGGGCCUGUGCCGGGUAGGUAAGGUUGCUGAGGCGUGGGGUGUGCUUGACUGGAUGCUGGAGAAGAACUGCCUCCCGAUGGUGCACACUUACACGCCCAUAGUACAAGCAUAUUGCCGCGAGGGCCGCAUCGAGGAGGCCAAGCUGCUGAUGGUCGAGAUGGAACGUCUUGGCUGCCUUCCUAAUGUCGUCACAUACAAUGUUCUGAUCAGGGCCUUGUGUGAUAGUGGCAGAUUUGAUGAAGUUGAGCAGAUUUUAGUUGACAGUAGAACCAAAGAUUGGAAUCCCAGUACGGUCACGUACAACAUUUAUAUGAAUGGCCUCUGCAAGAAAGGUAAGACUAAGGAAGCACUUGAGCAGUUGGAUGUUAUGUUAGGUGAAGGAAUGGAUCCCACAGCUUAUACUUUGAGUAUUCUUCUGAAUUGCCUUUGCCAUGACUCCAGACUUUUGGAUGCCAUAUACUUGCUAGAGAGGAGCACAGAGUUGAAAUGGCAUGCUGGUGUCGUAGCAUACAACACUGUAAUGAGCAGGUUGUGUGAGAUGGGAAAAUGGAUGAGUAUUCUGAAGCUCUUGACAGAUAUGAUCAAGAAAGGUAUUGAGCCAAACACAAGGACAUUCAACAUUUUGAUUCAUAGUCUUUGCGUUGUGGGGAAGUUCUCCUUAGCCAAGAGCUUGAUCCAGAGUGAAGGAUUUGCCGCAGAUGUCGUGACGUACAAUACACUUCUUCAUUGGUCUUACCACUGUGGAAAGUUAACUGGAGCGAAUCGCUUAAUUUCAGCAAUGGAAGAAAAGAAUAUUGCUCUAGAUGAAGUAACCUAUACUAUAAUAAUUGAUGGAUUAUGCAGAGAAGGAAAAUUUGAUGCAGCUACUGGUUAUUUUCUUAAGUCACUUAAAAUUGGACUAUCAAUGGAUGUUCUUACUGUCCUGCUCAACAGGCUUGCUUGUGCUGAUAGAAUAUGGGAGAUCCAUCGCAUAUUCGAUGAAAAAGAUUUCAUCCCAGACCAUCUUGUUUUUAACCUUACAAUUAGAACAUUAUGUAGGGCUAGUUACUGCCACUAUCGAGAUUUUUAUAAAUUAAACCUUAUUCUGGAUAAGAUGUUGGAAAGGAAGUAAACUGAAGCCUUGUGGAUCAAGGAAACAUAUCCGUGACUGCAGGCAAGAUAAGAACUGAACUGGAUUUCCAUUGUUGUCAGAGUAGUGCAAUACUCUUUGUUCAGCAUGCCAGGCGAGAAGCAUUUUCACUGGCUUUUCAUUUAAGCUGGCUUAAAAAUGCGAAGGCUGAGCACAUACUAUUGGUAAAAUUAGAACUAUUGGUUUGUUCUGGGUAGAAAAAAAGAGAAUCAAAAUCCAUUGAAGCAUAUGUAAAAGUCCUGUGAAGGAAGGAGUUUGUUAAAAGGCUAUAAGGCUGGUGUGGCCUGUCGGUUUUCAUUUGGGGUGCCCUUCUGUCUUUAUGCUGCAUAUCAUUUACGUUGGAGUUCACUUUGUGCACAAAUCACUGGAAUGCCAGACUGUGGUCCUCUUAUGGAAAUUUGCAGUAAGUUCUCUCUUGCUGCAUUACUCCUUUUCCCUCGGUCUCCAUUUUACCAACCAGUGCAGCCUGCCUUUGCCUCACCGCGUCCCUGGCGGUGCACUGGUGCAUAUGAGUGGCGCUGGGGCGGAGGCACCUAUUCUGCCGGUGAGGAGGAAUAGGAUGAGGAGGAUGAGGGGAGGAAGAGGUUGACGACAGAUCUGAGAAGAUAGACCCAGAGAAUACACUGGUUUAGCAUUGUACUCCCUGUCCCAUAAUAAAACAAACCCUUCCAUCCUGAGGAGAAUUUACUGGUGAGGGUAAAAGGCCAAAACAGCUCAUUAAAUUCUCCUCACAAGAGACCUGUAUGACAACAAGCUACAAUGAACAAUACGAUAUGCUCUCUUCCUGCUUUAGCAUAGAUGUCAUUGAUCUCUCAAACAUCUCCCUUGUUGGUGAGAUCCCAUCAAGCUUGAGCAAAUGCUCCAAUCAAGAAGCAUUUUCCUUGCAUGACAACAAGCUACAGGAAACAACCUGAGAAGUGUUAAGACAACAGCCUCACGGAGACGUUCUACCUCUACAGGCAAAUAGUUUAUCACUCAGUGGCGAGAUCCAUUAGUGCUUUACUUGAAACAAGCAUCUCAGUGGUGAGAUCUGUUUUCCUCUCUUCAGUUCAUCACUUGUGCUCUUAGGCCUUAGUUUAUAACUUUGUUGGGUAUAUCCCGGAAAUCUCAAAUGGAUCCUCACCAUUGGCAUGUCUCAUCCAAACCAAAAUAAUCUCUCAGGGACCAUGCGUUACUCGGUAGCGAACUUUUCCACGCUCCGAUGGCUUGUAUUUACACAAAACAACUUUGAAGUACCCAUUCCAUUGAGUACAGACAGAAUUCCAAAUUUGCAACCAAUAGACUUAUUAAUAACUUGUCUAUGACAGUUAACACUUUGUUCAACAUGUCAGAUCUUAUUCAACAUGUCAGAUCUUGCAGUCAUAUGUGCAUGUUUAUUUUUUGAAAAAGGCGAGGCAAGAGUAUCCUCUUAAUAUAAGAACACAUAAAGC
Molecule: messenger RNA, 3410 nt
Organism: Oryza brachyantha (malo sina)
Lineage: Eukaryota; Viridiplantae; Streptophyta; Magnoliopsida; Poales; Poaceae
Product: pentatricopeptide repeat-containing protein At1g09900-like
Exons: 7
Coding region: 1-1962 (653 amino acids)
Molecular function (GO): protein binding
Source: RefSeq, a predicted model, not a curated record